GUGAAACUUUACGCCACUGUCUCAUAGAAUAAAUGACACUCAAAACCACGGAAGGUAUGCUUUUAGCGUGGUCUGUUCCUCAAACAAUACUGUGCGGUACUGUGCUAUAACCCAGCAGAAAAGUUUCCCCCCACAAUGUCAGAUUUGGCAGACUCCCUCACACCCAGUAACACACAGGAGGCUCCUGGUUACAAUGCAUCCUCACCACCACAACCACCGUCAUAUUCCUACAAAGGAGAGCAACCUCCUCCCUACUCUGAGGCAACGACAACGUACUCUCCGCCCAAAAUUGAGACAACCUGCACCUAUCAGCCUACCACUGGGUACGAGUCUUUCCGGGACAUCAUCCCACAAGUCUCGUCCGAAACAACCCCACUGAUGGCCUCAUCUUCUUUUGAUGACAAGGCAGUGAGAAGAGCGUUUGUCAGAAAGGUGUUCAGCAUCCUGACUCUCCAGCUGCUGUUCACCUUCAGUGUGGUGUGUGUGUUCACUUUCUCCAGCGUAGUCAAAGAUGCAGUGCAAACCAACCUCUGGGCUUACCUCAGCUCCUUCUUUAUCUUCAUCGUGGUCGCAAUCGCCCUCAGCUGCUGCAAGUCCUUUAGUCGACGUCACCCUUGGAACAUCGUGGGACUGGUUGUGGUCACUCUGAGCUUUUCAUACAUGGUGGGAACUAUUGCCUCUUUCCACAACACCACUGCUGUGGUCAUCACUAUGGGAGCAACGCUGGCCAUUUCCUUCGCUAUCAUUGCAUUCUCUGCACAGACUCGUUAUGAUUUCACUGUUUGGUACGGUGUUCUGCUGAUUCUGGCUGUGGAUUUAAUGAUGUUUGGGUUCUUCUGCACGUUCUACUACUCCUACAUCACUGAUAUUGCCUAUGGAUGUCUGGGUGCUCUGCUGUAUUCACUGUUCCUGAUGGUGGACUGUCAGCUGAUGAUGGGAAUGAUGAGCUACCGUCUGGAUCCAGAGGAAUACAUCAAUGCUGCUCUCAUGAUCUACCUGGAUAUAGUCCUCAUCUUCCUCUACCUGCUGGGGAGGAGGUGAAACUGUUCACAAAAUGCAUUUACACACAUAAACCUACACUCCAAACUGUUCACACUAUGUGUCCUUGAUUUUUAUUAUUGUUUUUAUGUAGAAACUGUAACUCCUAUUUUAAGUGUCAAUGAGCAAAUGGUUAUCUGUGUUUUUACAGAAUCUUGUCUCUGAGUUUGACAUAAACAAAAAUGUCUGUUAAAA
Molecule: messenger RNA, 1233 nt
Organism: Plectropomus leopardus (leopard coralgrouper)
Lineage: Eukaryota; Metazoa; Chordata; Actinopteri; Perciformes; Serranidae
Product: protein lifeguard 1-like
Biological process (GO): negative regulation of apoptotic signaling pathway
Cellular component (GO): Golgi apparatus; endoplasmic reticulum; membrane
Source: RefSeq, a predicted model, not a curated record